AUGGUGCGAUGGCACGAGGAGAAGGAGGGGCGCGCUCUCCGCUUCCGUUGCCAGAUCCAUGAAUCCUGGGGCGAGUGGAAGCAGAGGUGGUUUCAGCUGGAUGCCCGGGUGCGCAAGCCCUUAUCGGUCACUCCCAACACCGAAGUCGAGAAGUUGGCGGAAGCGAUGGCAGUAACCCACCGCAAGCUUUCUGGCGUGGCUUUCGAGCUCAACCCCAGCAACAACUCGGUCUUGUCCAUUGCUGCCAAAGCGUUGGCAACAACCCCGCGGAAGGCUCACAGAGAGGAGAUCGGCGCAGGGCUCGUUUGUGCUCUUCGCUGGCCUAGCAUGGACCACAAGGAGGCGUCAACGCGGGUGUAUGGACAC
Symbiodinium necroappetens is the source of this 366-nucleotide messenger RNA. The record is from the annotation of a GenBank genome assembly. Lineage: Eukaryota; Dinophyceae; Suessiales; Symbiodiniaceae.